This is a messenger RNA of Acaulospora morrowiae, 221 nucleotides long. NCBI's taxonomy places the organism in Eukaryota, Fungi, Glomeromycota, Glomeromycetes, Diversisporales, Acaulosporaceae. The record is from the annotation of a GenBank genome assembly.
AUGGAUGAAAAUAAAAGAUUGUUUCAAUGUGCUAUUACCGAAUACGAAUUGAACAAUAUUCCUAUAGUAAAAUUAAAAAAUUGGAAAAGGAUUGGAAAAGGAUUGGAAAAGAAGCAUUUGGUUACGUGUAUAGGUGUAAUAUUGACGGAGAUUCAAGAAUGGUGGCAACAAAAAAAAUAUUUGUUGGCGAUGAAACAUCUAUUAAGUCCUUCUUUAACGAG